Messenger RNA from Alternaria arborescens, 2043 nucleotides. RefSeq lists its product as hypothetical. The transcript has a single exon. Bases 1 to 2043 code for a protein of 680 amino acids. Gene Ontology annotation, cellular component: U4/U6 x U5 tri-snRNP complex. The record is from RefSeq and is a predicted model, not a curated record. Gene Ontology annotation, biological process: maturation of 5S rRNA; mRNA cis splicing, via spliceosome. NCBI's taxonomy places the organism in Eukaryota, Fungi, Ascomycota, Dothideomycetes, Pleosporales, Pleosporaceae.
AUGGCGGAUCUAUCCAUCGAUGAGGCGAACAAGAUUCGUCUGUCUAUGGGUCUCUCCGCUCUUCCCGGUGGAAGUACCCCCGCUGCGCCCGCAUCGUCAUCAGGUCUCGAUUUCAAGGCAGCGCAAAAUGGCGACGACUCGGACGAAGAGCCUGCGAGCACUAUCGAGACGCGUGAGGCUGCCGCUUCGGAUAAUUGGAAAAAGCUAGAAGAGGAGAGACUGGCUAAGAUAAGACGCGAGGAGCGCGCCGCCGCCAUCAAGAAGGAGCGCGAAAAGGCGGCGCGCUUUGCGAAGCUUGAGGGCAAGGGGCUGGCAGAUGAAGCUGAUGUCGACGACGACUUGGCAUGGUUGAAGAGCAGCAAGAAGCGCCAGAAGAAGAUCGCCAAGGAAGAACAGAUGCGUAAGGAGCUUGAAGAGCGCGAGCGCCAGGCACUCGAGGCCAUGCAGUAUACCGAUAAAGACCUUGCGGGUGUCAAAGUCGGACACGAGGUCGAUCAGUUUGACGAUGAGGACCAGAUUCUUGUCCUCAAAGACACCGCAGUCGAUGGAGAAGAAGAUGACGAGCUAGAGGCGGUUUCGCUGAGAGAAAAGGAGCGACUACAAGAGCGACUCGAUUCGAAAAAGCGGAAGCGCGCAUACGAUCCCAACGACAUGGAUGAAUCAGGUCAAAAGUCGAUACUGGCACAAUACGACGAAGAGAUUGAGGGCAAGAAGGGCAAGGCUUUCACACUGGACGGCAAGGGCAGAACUGUUGAAGACGUACAAGCAGAGGUUGCGGGUGCUUCAAAGCCAAAGAAGGUUGCUAUCAGUCUAGACAUACUCAAAGAAGAUGCGCCUACCAACGACUACAUGGAUAUUUCAGAAGUCAAGAUGAAGAAGCCCAAGAAGAAGAAGAGCAAGAAGUCCAAGAGAGAACGCGUCGAAGACGAAGACGAACUAGCAGCUAUGGCCACGGAAGAACCUGCAGCUGGCGACGACAUGGAUCUUGACGGCGGUGAAGUUUCAGCACCACAACAGAAGAAAAAGAAGGUCUUUGACGAGUCUUUCGUGGAUGACGAUGACCUUCAAGCAAAUCUCGCAGCACAGCGGCAGAAAGCCCUCAAGAAGCGCAAGAAGAUGCGACCAGAAGACCUUGCACGGCAAAUGCGUGAGGAAGCAUCUACACCUCAGCCAGACGUUAUGGAGUCUACUGAAGACGGCGACGGUGCCCUUGUCAUCGACGAAACGACCGAGUUCGUACAAAACCUAGGUGCCGCUGGAGACGCCGACGAAGAGGAGGCCCGCCGGAAGCGUAGGAAGUCAAGCCACAUUUCGGAGGGCACCAAGUCUACGGGCGAUAUCCCCGUUGCUGAUGAGGACGGCGAUAUCGACAUGGGACAAUCAUACGCCGAAGCAGCCGAAGCGGAAGAGGCCCGCAACCGCAGCGUUUCUCGCGCUAGGUCCACUGAGAUUACUGAGACGGGUCUUGAGGCUGAGAAGACUGUCGAUCAAGGUCUGGGUGCCACACUUGCCCUGCUCAAGCAACGAGGCCUGGUCACACAGACCGACGCCGGAGACAAAAACGCCAUGUACCGUGACCGCCAGAAGUUCCUUGCCGAUAAGCUCAAGGCCGAAGCCGAUGCAGAACGCCAACGUAAGAUUGCUCGUGAACGCGAACGAGGCUCCGCUCGCUGGAACAACAUGACCCCCCGCGAACGUGAAGAGUGGGCACGCAAGAACAACACAAGCGCCGACAUGGUUGAGAGCCGCCGUCUUGCUGAGCUCUUUAACAAGGAGUACACACCCAAUAUCGAACUCAAAUAUGUCGAUGAACACGGCCGACAUAUGAACCAGAAAGAAGCGUUCAAGCAGCUCAGUCACCAGUUCCACGGCAAAGGCAGCGGAAACACGAAGACGAAGAAGCAACUUGAUAAAAUUGCUGCUGAAAACAAGAGGAUGGCUGAAAGUUCGCUCGAAGCUAGCCGGAGUGGAGGUGGUGGAUUGGGCAAUGCUUUCGAUGACCAGGCGAAGAAGAAGGGUACUGCUGGUGUUCGUCUGCAGUAG